Messenger RNA from Theobroma umbraticum, 974 nucleotides. RefSeq names its product histidine-containing phosphotransmitter 1 (gene AHP1). Gene Ontology annotation, cellular component: cytoplasm; nucleus. Gene Ontology annotation, molecular function: histidine phosphotransfer kinase activity; protein histidine kinase binding. NCBI's taxonomy places the organism in Eukaryota, Viridiplantae, Streptophyta, Magnoliopsida, Malvales, Malvaceae. The record is from RefSeq and is a predicted model, not a curated record. Gene Ontology annotation, biological process: cytokinin-activated signaling pathway; phosphorylation; phosphorelay signal transduction system.
UGCAUAUAAAUAAUGCCAAAAAAGGAGAGAAAGUUAACGUAAGGGAAGGAGAGGGGCUAUGACUCUGUAAGAAAACACUGAGAACAGAAGCAUUGAAGAACAAAUCCAGAGAAGUAGAAGGAUAGACUUUUAUAGACCGUAGAAGUAGUAGCAGCACUAGCACUCGUAGACAAAUAACUUAAGAAAAGCAAGGGGAAGUUUUUUUUGGAGUUUUGUUCCCGGCACAUUAAAUUCAUCAAAUCCCUUUCAAAGCUUUAUUGGGUCAUAGAGCUUUUAUUCGUGGGAAGUUGUUUUGUGCCUGUGUGCAGAGAGAGGAACAUAACAAAGGCAAAGAGAAUGGAGGUGGGUCAGAUGCAGGGAAGGUUGGUGGACUACACAAAAUCCUUGUUUAUGGAGGGUUUCUUGGAUGGUCAGUUUUUACAGCUUCAGCAGCUUCAGGAUGAGAGCAACCCAGAUUUUGUUGUUGAAGUUGUUUCUCUCUUCUUUGAUGAUUCUGAAAAACUUCUCAAUGAUCUCACCAUGGCUUUAGAUCAGAAAAAUGUAGACUUCAAAAAAGUUGAUGCUCAUGUUCAUCAGUUGAAGGGUAGCAGCUCCAGCAUUGGUGCACAGAGAGUUAAAAAUGCUUGCAUUGCUUUCCGCAACUUCUGUGAGGAGCAGAACAUUGAGGCGUGCCUUGGAUGUCUUCAACAAGUGAAACAAGAGUAUUACCUUGUGAAGAACAAGCUUGAAACUCUGUUCAGGCUAGAGCGACAGAUUGUGGCUGCUGGUGGGUCAAUUCCUUUGAUGGAAAUGGGUUUUUAAGGCCAUCAUCAACAUAAAGGGGAAAGCAAGAUUUUUGGGGGUGGUUUAUAACAGUAGCACAUAUGGUUUUUGUGAUAUCUAUUCCAUUCUGUCACUUACUAUAAGGUUCUCUUUCUUCUUGAACAGUGAGCUUGUGCUUGUAUGACUUUAAUGAAAGAAGAGAUUUCCUGCUA